AUGGUUCUGCCGGUGCCGUUAUCAUCUCCCAAGAUGCCUCUUGAACGGGACAAUCAUGGUCAUUCUCGCUUUCGAGGCUGUUCGAACAUCCGGGAGUUUGAAUUUUUAGGUAAAUUAGGUGAAGGUACAUUCGGGGAAGUUUACAAGGCCCGAUCUAAAAGAGAUGGGUCUAUUGUUGCCCUUAAGAAGAUUUUGAUGCAUAAUGAAAAAGAUGGGUUCCCAAUCACUGCCUUACGCGAGAUUAAACUUCUCAAGAUGUUGUCUCAUCCAAACAUCUUGCGGCUACAAGAAAUGGCUGUCGAGAGAAGUAAGGGGGAGGGCAGGAAAAAGCCGAGCAUGUACAUGGUGACACCUUAUAUGGAACAUGACCUCUCUGGUCUUCUGGAAAAUCCCAAUGGACUAAUCAGAGUGAUAAAAGCUGCGAAUCUUCUUAUCAACAACAAGGGUAUUCUUCAAAUCGCUGAUUUUGGACUCGCCCGGUUAUACGACGAACCACCUCCACAACCUGGCAAAGGCGGCGGUGAAGCUAGAAGGGAUUAUACACCUUUGGUGGUAACCCGAUGGUACAGACCCCCGGAACUCCUGCUGCAACUACGGCGUUACACAACAGCUAUAGACAUGUGGGGUGUAGGCUGCGUCUUCGGCGAGAUGUUCAAAGGCAAACCUAUCCUAGCCGGUAACAGUGACCUCAACCAGGUGCAGUUAAUAUUCAACCUCGUUGGAGCUCCUACGGAAGAAAAUAUGCCUGGAUGGAGUUCGCUUCCAGGGUGUGAUGGUGUAAGAAAUUUCGGGUCUAAACCUGGAAAUUUAUCCCAGGUCUUCAAAGACCAAGGACCUCUCGCGAUAUCCCUGCUUGGCGAACUUCUCAAACUCGACUGGCGAAAGAGAAUUAAUGCCAUCGAUGCCUUAAAACACCCUUACUUCUCAAGUCCUCCGCUUCCAGCCCGGCCAGGGGAACUUCCUCACUUUGAAGAUUCACAUGAGUUCGAUAGACGACAAUUCCGUGGACAAAGAGCGGUUCCGCCUCCAGCUCCCCCGGGAGGACCUGCAGGACUAGAUCCAAACGGAGACUGGACGAUUAAUUCCGGUUCCCGGGCGGGCCCUGAACAGAGAGGUGCCCGCAUCCCGGGCGCUGCACGUGGACUACGUUCAAGUGCCAGUGGUAUUCCUGGGGGAUCUCGGCGACCUGCUGACAUGCGCGUUCCUGAGACUCAACAGGUGAGACAGGAUUCAGAUGAUUUGACUCAACAUGCUCCAGCCUGGCAUAGAGAUGGGUUGCCACCUAGGCCCCCGGUUUCUUCUCAACAGCCGUGGGCUGCAAAUCACACUUGGAGAAGCGACAAUCGUUAUGACCAACGAAGAGACAGGCAUCAAUCUUGGACCGGCCCCCGCGCCGAAGGAAAAAUGGAUACGUAUGUUUCCAGAUACGAUGGGCAAGACAAUCGAUCUCGGAUUCGGGAUGAUGACGCUGCAAAAUCCGAGAAUGACUGGCAUGAUGGUAGGCAAGACUCUUCACGGUAUACAAGCAGGAGAGAUCAUGCCCGUGAUCCAAUUUCUCGCAGACGUAGCCGUAGUCCACCUCCGAGAGAGAGAGGACGAGACGAAGAUCUAAAUUACCAGCUUUAUCGUCGUUGA
Rasamsonia emersonii CBS 393.64 is the source of this 1635-nucleotide messenger RNA. Its product is annotated as Cyclin-dependent kinase. Gene Ontology annotation, molecular function: cyclin-dependent protein serine/threonine kinase activity; ATP binding. The record is from RefSeq and is a predicted model, not a curated record. Gene Ontology annotation, cellular component: nucleus. Gene Ontology annotation, biological process: protein phosphorylation. Lineage: Eukaryota; Fungi; Ascomycota; Eurotiomycetes; Eurotiales; Trichocomaceae. The coding region runs from base 1 to 1635 and encodes 544 amino acids. The transcript is spliced from 7 exons.